Messenger RNA from Osmerus eperlanus (European smelt), 3186 nucleotides. It is a transcript of the gene znf451, whose product is annotated as zinc finger protein 451. Gene Ontology annotation, cellular component: nucleus. Gene Ontology annotation, biological process: positive regulation of transcription by RNA polymerase II. The record is from RefSeq and is a predicted model, not a curated record. Bases 93 to 3026 code for a protein of 977 amino acids. Lineage: Eukaryota; Metazoa; Chordata; Actinopteri; Osmeriformes; Osmeridae. The transcript is spliced from 13 exons.
CAAGAUCCUCCUGCCCAAUAGACUACUGGGCUUUCCAUAACUGCGCGCCUUUCGUGCAUCCUGCAAGCUCCGCUUGCGACAUCGGUCAGAUAAUGUCAUCUUCGGCUGAUGAUGAUACUGAGGACGACGUGGAGUUUGUCUCAGAGGGGCCUUCAAGACCGGUUCUGGAAUGUAUCGAUCUCCUCAGUGAUCGUGAGGAUAAUGGAAGUUCACCCACAGAACAUAUGAUCGAGGAUGAGAUCCAGCGCCAGAAAGACCACGUCACUUCCACCCUGGAGAGACUGGCCCGCCAGGUGGCCGUGGAGAAGAAGAACAGAGCGGAGAAAUGUAGAGCCUUCAAGGAGAGGCAGCUGUCCCAGAAGGCACACGGACAGAAGGAGCUGACCUCUCCGGGCGGGGGAGACAGCUACAACGCCAAGCGCUGUGUGGACAUGUGGCUCAAGAUGCCAGGUGUGACGCCUGGGGGGGUGAACACAGGGAUGGGCUGGCGUCGCCGGACUGCUCCGCCCCCCUCCAGCAGCUCGUCCAAUCACACCUGCCCGGUCAUCAACUGUGGGCGUGUGUAUGACAGCGUGGGCCUCAUGGCGGGGCACCUGAAGAGGUUUGACCACUCCCCCUGCGACCCCACCGUGACCCUGAAGGGCGGCAGCACGGAGCAGUUUGCCUGUGUGGCCUGUGGCCUGCACUUCCACACCAUGGACGAGUGGAACACACACCUGCAGUCAAAGGUCGUCUUGCCCAGUGCAGACGGCCACGCCAGCGACCAGAGCUGCCAAGUCAUCGUGUGCUACGCCUGCCCCUCCUGCUACCACCUGUUCUACCUCAGGGACGAGUGUCUGCAGCACAUGGCUGCCACCAACCACUUCUCCCAGUUCAUCAGUCUCAGCUGUGUAGGAACCACAGACCAACUUUAUAUAGCCUUCACAACAGGAUCCAAACAGAAGGCCAUGCCGGUUCCUGUUCCCCGCUACGCCAGGAACCGCCUCACAGCUCUGUGUAAGGAGGUGGGCUUCAGGGUGCGGUGCAGCCUCUGUCGCAAGGUGCUUACCUCACACAUGGAGGCAAAGGCUCACUUCAAUGUGCAGUGCCGAGAGGGCUGUGCGGUGGCGGAGGCGGACCAGACAGUGGCGGAAGUGAUGCGGCAGCUGAGGGCUCACGGCCAGUGUCCUCAGUGCCUCGAGGUGUUCCUGAGCCAGCCGGACGCCGACCGUCAUUCCCGGCUCACCCAGCACCGGGUGGAGGUGACCCGGACCAUGGACCGGGCUCUGCUGCAGUACUGCCACGUCAGUGAAGCCCUGCUCGCCAAAAGGACCAGGCCUCAGGGAGACAGACAGGCCCGAGGCCUGGAGACAUCCACCCCGAAGAGGGACCAGGGCGGGAGAGGGGAGCUGGCAGGGUCCCCGGCCAAGCGCCCGAGGCUGGGUCAGGGCUCCGGGGCUCCAGCCGGCUCCGGGGAGGCUGGAGAGAGAGGCGGAAGGGGUCGAUCGGUCCCGGCGUGGUUCUGCGAGUGCGGCCUGCGUUUCCCGGACGAGGCCUCCGUCAACAACCACCUCCUGGCCGCCAAUCAGAUCUUCCACCAGUGCGGCGUGUGCGGCAAGCUGACGGGCGAGGCCUCCAUCGCUCGCCUCCACAUGAGCCGUUUCCACGGCGGCGCCCACCUCUCCAACUUCCUGUUUCACUGUAGGAAAUGCAAGGUGGACAUGCCCCGCCAGGUGGACAUCCUGUCACAUGUGUCCGAUGCCCACAGUGGCCACACCUACUUCCUGGAGAGAGAGGUACCAGAGGAGCCUGUCAGCGCCGCCAUCGCCAAACCCUCCACCAGCGGCCGGCAGGGGAUGGGGGUGCACCCGGAGCUCCAAGCCCGCACGGAGAAGCCCGGUCCUGGGCCUGCACCGGCGCGGCAGCCCCCGCCCGGCCCCCGCGCUCCGCAGGGGGGCCAGGGGAGGUGGAUGUGUCGGAUGUGCGAGGACGUGUUCCCGUCGGAGGCGUCGGUGGUGCUCCACUGCAGCGACCCGGACAGCCACAUCUUCCAGAGGUUCGUGUGCGCCCACUGUCCCCAGAAGUUCUUCAAGGAGGCCACCCUGCGGAGGCACUGCUCGGCCGAGCACGAAGGCCAGCUCGGCGUGCGCUUCUUCUGCGGCCUCUGCGACAGCAUGCAGUACGACGCCCGCCGCGACUUCCUGGAGCACUACGACAGCCUCCACAGCAGGGACUUCUAUCGCAUGGACGAGCCCCAGGAGAGCUCCGCUGCUGCGGCCAGGGCGGGAGAGGAGGCUCCCAGGGAGGCUGCAUCCAGCCCCGCGCCCGGAGAAGCCCUCCAAGGGGCCCUGUGUCCCUGCAUGGCUCCAGAGAAGCCCCGAGAGGGGAGGAAGGCCAGGUACAAAGCUUGCAUGCAGCGGCUGGGCUGCGAGGGCGGGUGCCUGUACGUAUGCGCCCCCUGCGGUGUGACUAACAGCGCAUACGCCCAGAUGAAGAUCCAUGUCCACACCUCGCACCCGGCCCUGGGGCUGGAGCCCUCCUUCCAGGUGCAGUGCCAGGCAUGUCGGGAGAGCCACGAGGACGUUCGCAGCUUCCACUCGCACUACCAUGCCCAGCACUGCCCUAUGGACCCCUGCGCCACCUCCAGGACUGGGGCCGCGAGCUCCAGGCACCGCCCGGGAGGGAAGCAGGGCUCUGGGGCUGGUCCGAGAGUGAAGCAAGGCUCUGGGGACGCUCAUUCGGGGGAGAAGGCCUCUCGGGUGGACAGCAAAGGAGGAAUGGAGUCCCAGGCUGGCUGUGGAACAGCGGAAACGGCACCCCCUACAGGCCAAAAACAACCUGCUGUGAAAAUGAAAAUAGAAUCGAAUGAGGAGAUGAGGGAGCUUGUGCCAGACUCAUCUGUCAGCAGGAUCUCAGAGGAUCGAGGAGAGGAGUCUGAUGAGGAGAUGAAGCAAGCCUUGGCUCUGAGUGCAGAAGAGGCAAAGACGACAGCGCUUCUCGAUACGGAGAUUGAACUUGCCCUCCAAAGAAGCCUUCUGGAAUACUGAACGAGAUGCUUUCAGGGAACAUGUAUCACGGCUUCUAGAACAUUCUGCUCUCUUUGUUUGUGUUUGUUCAUAUUUCUGUUACAUUGUUGAGUUACAUUCAUGUUAUACAUAUUCUUCCUGUUACAUCUUUAAGUUUCUGAAAUAAAGGUUUGGCACAUUU